Indicator indicator is the source of this 1152-nucleotide messenger RNA. RefSeq names its product Wnt family member 5A (gene WNT5A). Gene Ontology annotation, cellular component: extracellular region. The record is from RefSeq and is a predicted model, not a curated record. The transcript has 4 exons. Gene Ontology annotation, molecular function: frizzled binding; cytokine activity. Lineage: Eukaryota; Metazoa; Chordata; Aves; Piciformes; Indicatoridae. Bases 55 to 1152 code for a protein of 365 amino acids. Gene Ontology annotation, biological process: cell fate commitment; multicellular organism development; canonical Wnt signaling pathway.
AAAUCCACUGCAGUAUUAAUCCAAGGAGGUGCUUUGGGGACAGUUGGCAGUACAAUGGCUUCUCAGUACCUCAUAGUGGCUCUGGCCAUUUUCUCCUCUUUUACCCAGGUUGUAAUAGAAGCCAGCUCUUGGUGGUCUUUAGGGAUGAACCCCAUGAACCCCAUGAACCCUGUUCAGAUGUCAGAGGUGUAUAUAAUAGGAGCCCAGCCACUCUGUAGCCAGCUAGCAGGGCUUUCUCAAGGACAGAAGAAACUCUGCCAAUUGUAUCAGGACCAUAUGCAGUUCAUUGGAGAGGGUGCAAAGACGGGCAUUAAGGAGUGCCAGUAUCAGUUCAGACACAGAAGAUGGAAUUGCAGCACUGUGGACAACAACUCUGUUUUUGGCAGAGUCAUGCAGAUAGGGAGCCGAGAGACGGCGUUCACCUACGCGGUAAGCGCAGCUGGGGUGGUCAACGCCAUGAGCCGUGCCUGCCGGGAGGGUGAGCUCUCCUCUUGUGGCUGCAGCCGAGCUGCACGGCCCAAAGACUUGCCCCGGGACUGGCUUUGGGGCGGCUGCGGGGACAACAUCGAAUAUGGAUACCGCUUCGCCAAGGAGUUCGUUGAUGCCCGGGAACGCGAGAGAGUUUACCAGCGAGGCUCCUACGAGAGUGCCCGCAUCAUGAUGAACCUGCACAACAACGAGGCCGGGAGAAGAACUGUGUACAACCUGGCUGAUGUGGCAUGUAAGUGCCAUGGUGUCUCUGGUUCCUGUAGCCUGAAGACGUGUUGGCUGCAGCUUGCCGACUUCCGCAAGGUAGGCGAUGCCCUGAAGGAGAAAUAUGAUAGUGCUGCUGCCAUGAAACUCAACAGCCGGGGCAAGCUGGUGCAAGUGAACAGCCGCUUCAACGCACCCACCAUCCAUGACCUGGUCUACAUCGACCCCAGCCCUGACUACUGUGUGCGCAACGAGAGCACUGGGUCCCUGGGCACCCAGGGCCGCCUUUGCAAUAAGACCUCGGAGGGCAUGGAUGGCUGUGAACUCAUGUGCUGUGGCCGGGGGUACGACCAGUUCAAGACAGUGCAGCGAGAGCGCUGCCACUGCAAGUUCCACUGGUGCUGCUACGUGAAAUGCAAGCUCUGCACAGAGAUCGUGGACCAAUUUGUGUGCAAAUAG